Molecule: messenger RNA, 249 nt
Organism: Hydatigera taeniaeformis
Lineage: Eukaryota; Metazoa; Platyhelminthes; Cestoda; Cyclophyllidea; Taeniidae
Source: the annotation of a GenBank genome assembly
AUGUUGAUGCUCGUCAACACCGGUUCCAUCUUGUCACCAAAGGUAGGACCGUUGUGUGAGUCACGCAUGUGGCGAGUUGCAGUCAUGUCAAUCCCAAAGCGGCGUGUCCUCAUCGCCGUCCGUACUCGUCAGGCUGCCAAUUGUGGCUCCUCUCCCUCUCUCCCUCUAUCUAUAUCUCUUCUUACCUCUCUGUCUUCACGGUACGAUAACAUGCAACCCUGUUCCAUCGAUAACCGAGGCGCAAUAUAG